GUAGCUGCAUACAGUUUUGCAUGUAAUGAACGUACGCACGCAGUAUAUUGAAUUAGAAAGCGCGCGCUUGGCAGAAGUACAUAAACAAACGUGCAUAAACGUGCAGAUGCAUGCAUCUUUACCACUGCACCGUACUGUUGUAGAACUAGUGCCAGUGCAGUGGAUGGAUGAACCCGGACUGUGACUGAUGUAAAUGCGACUUCUUUUCUUAAACUCGUAGUUUCGAAAGUUCCAUUCCACUACCAGCAUCAUGACUGCUCAGCUUUUUAUCGGGAGACUGAGCAAGAAUACACGACAGAGAGAUGUCGAGGACAUGUUUGAUUAUUAUGGCAAAAUGUCCAGAUGCGAGCUGAAAUUUGGUUCUGGCAUGGCAUAUGCCUUUGUGGAUUAUGUCGACAAACGUGAUGCAGAGGAUGCGAUCAAGCAUGAGAACGGCAAGGAACUCAAUGGCCAGAGCAUCGUGGUAGAGUGGGCCCGAGGACCAAAGAGGGGUUUCGAGGACGAUGAGUGCUAUCGAUGCGGGCGCAGGGGCCAUUUUGCUCGUGAUUGCCGAGAUGGAGGAGGAGACUACGGGGGUGGCAGGAGACGAGGCGGUGGUGGUGGAUUCGGAAGAGGCGGAGGAGGUGGAAGAUCUUUCGGAUACUCGAGUAGACGUCGUAGCCGUAGCCGAAGUCGAGACCGCGACAGGAGUCGCAGCCGUAGCCCUGACCGUCGAAGACGCUCUCCGUCGCGCUCCCGGAGCAGAAGUCCAAGAAAAUACAGCCGAUCCCCAUUGUCCCCAAGGUCCCCCAGACGAUCAAACGGUCAAGAUCGUACCCAUUCCAGGACCCCGGAUAGAGGCAGAUCACCAUAGUAACGAUCACAAGUAGUGGCAGAUCUAGCUAAGAAAGUGUAUUUUCAUCUGCCUUUCGUUGUUUGAGGAAUUUCUCCUUCUCAUUUUUUGGCCAUAUGAGGCAUUUUGUAUCCUCAUGUAAAAUUGAAACCUUUUCCUUCUAUGUUAUCAAUGCAUUGUGUAACCAGUUUUAUAUUACUGAUUGAUGAUUUGUAGAAGCAAUACUAAUGUUUUUUCUAGAUCUCCCACAACUUCUUUAUUUCGUAGGUCGACAAUUUAGCACCUUAAACUAGGUUAUUGUUCUGAAAUUAGACUUUCAGAGAACAUUUGUUAUGAACAGUACUGUGCGUUUUUUUAUUUUUAUGAUUGAAUGGGACCCAAGUUGAAAGUUCAUCAAUGCUUUAAUUACCAUCUGCUGUUAGAUUUGUCAUUACUUCAAGCAAUUUUGAAUAAAAAUAUAAUGGUUUGUGACUUUAUGAUAUUGUCUAGUAUAUGGAAAACAUUGUAUUAUGAAUAAUUGAAGUUAAAUCUUUGAAAAUGUGAAUUUAUUGUAACAAAUUUUGUAUGAGCUAAAAGAUAAGAGAAUUUAGUUGCCUGAUUGAGUUUGCCAAAUAAAUAAGAGUCAAUCGUAUCACAUAUAUUAAAGAGACAAAUUAUAUUUUACCAAGAAAAAGAAGAUUAUAAUUAUAAAAUCCUUUUAAGCUCUUCAGUUUCGGUACCAAGUGCACAGUUUGCAAAACAUUUUUUCAUCUGUGAUAUUACGGUAUUUCUAGUAAUCAGUGAGAACUGUACUUAGGUUUUGCAAGUUUUUUUUCCCAGAUGAUCCUACAUAUUCAAAUUCUUGUGGUGGGUAUCUUUAGGAUGAAUUAGCUAGAAUUGACAAGUAUUGUUUCAAAGACAACGAAAGGGUACAUGGUAUUGAUGCUGCCAAAAGUUAAGCUUUAGUGUUACUUACAAUUUUUCUUGUUCCUAAUUUCCAUCUCAUUUUAUACUUGGCAGCUUACCCAAAUAUGCUGCAAAAACAAUUUAAGAAUUGUCCUCUUUUUGUGUGUGUCUUUGCUGAUAUUUGAACCGAACUUGGAUUUUCACAAGCUACUAUGGCCCUACAUAUUCAGAUUAAUGUGGUGUGUAAAUAACUUUGCACUGUGGUCCCACAUGUUUAAAUUUUUGUCUUGUUCAUGAAACAAAGUAUUUCCAUUAGGUAUUCACAAAUGUAUGUGUCAGAAUUUAAAUUGUUUGCAUUCAAAGUGGGGAUAUAGAGGAUAAAAGCGAACCAUUCUUGUGUGAAUUGUUGUAAAUAGAUUUGAUAAAUGUACUCAGAUUUGUUGAAGUACCUGUAAGUGUAUUUUGCCAAAUGAGAGGAUUUGUAAAUAUUCCAAAAGUUUUCAUUUUUUUUUGUAUGCGACGAAAGAGUCGCAAAUAGUAUAAGGUCUGUUCAUACUUGUGGGUUAAUCGGUUUGAAAAAAUGCUGCAGCAACUUAAAAACUCAUGUCGUUUAAAAGAAUAGUUUUAACCUAAUGUUAUGAGUUUAAAACAUAGCUUUCUUCAACAGUAUAUUUAUCCAUACAAUAGCAGAUAUAGAGGAAUGAAGUGUAGUAUACUUAAUUUUCCAAGGCAGUUUUGGAGGAAGGGGUUUUGAAACUGACUUUGUAUGAAUGGACAUACACUGUGGUGAUAAUGACAAUAACUUUCUGUUGUUAAAAAAAAACUUUUGUAGAGAUGCUAUAUGAGGUAGGCCUCUUGUUUGUCAAGAAAAAAAUUUCAUGUUGCGUUUAGAUAAAUUAGAUUUUAGAGUAGUAAUAUUAAUUUUGUUUUUUUGCGUUACUUGCAAGGGAAUAAAGUGUUUCUAUUUUUACAUUGCAUGAACAUUAAACAUUUAUUUUCUUUCAAUUUAAA
Molecule: messenger RNA, 2728 nt
Organism: Strongylocentrotus purpuratus (purple sea urchin)
Lineage: Eukaryota; Metazoa; Echinodermata; Echinoidea; Camarodonta; Strongylocentrotidae
Product: probable splicing factor, arginine/serine-rich 3
Exons: 7
Coding region: 251-853 (200 amino acids)
Biological process (GO): mRNA splicing, via spliceosome
Cellular component (GO): nuclear speck
Molecular function (GO): mRNA binding; zinc ion binding
Source: RefSeq, a predicted model, not a curated record